AGUACCCACCCACAUUCAAUUUCAUUUUACCAUUACUUAUCUUCCUCUCUCAGCUCCCUCUCUUUUAGUACGGUUUUCGUUCUGUUUCUUCUCUUCUCUCCUUUUUUGGAUUUCCGUUUCCACUUCCGUUACCGUUUCCUCUCUCUCUCUCGCCAGAAUCAAUUCAAUCCUCCACCGUCCAUUUAAUUUCCUUCCGUUUCCUUUUUUUUCCCAAAAAUAAAAAACAAAAACAAAUAAUUUUUUUGUUUCUUUUAAACUUAACACACACAGACAGAAACAAACCCCUCCCCCGAUUUCGCCCCUAGAAAAAGAAAAUUCUUCACCUAUUUUUCUAUUAAUAUAAAUUAACAACAAAGAAAAUCUUUCUCCUUUUUUAAUUAUAUUUUUCUCUUGUUCUUCGUUUUUGGUUUGUGCUGUGAAAAAAUGGCGACGAGUAUAGGGAUAAUGGAUAGCGCUUACUUUGUCGGUAGAAAUGAGAUUCUGACUUGGAUCAAUAAUCGUCUUCAACUCAAUCUCUCUCGCAUUGAGGAGGCUGCAUCUGGUGCUGUGCAAUGCCAGAUGAUUGACAUGACGUAUCCCGGGGUAGUGCCGAUGCACAAGGUGAACUUUGAUGCCAAGACAGAGUAUGAUAUGAUCCAAAAUUAUAAAGUUCUACAGGAAGUGUUCAACAAGUUGAAAAUUGAGAAGCAUAUUGAAGUUAGCAGGCUUAUUAAAGGCCGACCUUUGGACAACUUGGAGUUCCUUCAAUGGCUGAAACGUUACUGUGAUUCUGUUAAUGGUGGCAUUAUGAAUGAGAACUAUAAUCCUGUGGAGCGCAGGGUUAAGGGUGGAAAGGACCGAAAUCACAAGGGUUUAAGGAGCUCAAAGUCACUUCAAUCGAAUACAAUGAAUUAUUCUAGUUCAGGCGAUGCAUUUAGUCUAAAUAGAACCUCAGGACCUAAGCCUUCAAGGUCAAGUGGCGGAUCAGAUGGGGCACAUUCGGCAGCAGAGAUUCAGGCAUUGUCCAAGCAGGUUACUGAUCUCAAACUCUCGGUGGAUCUUCUGGAAAAAGAAAGAGACUUUUACUUUUCAAAACUACGGGAUAUAGAAAUUCUUUGUCAGGCAUCAGAACUGGAGAAUGAACCUAUAUCGGUAGCAAUUAAGAAGAUUUUGUAUGCUGCUGAUGCAAAAGAGUCAGCAUUAGAUGAAGCUCAGGCUUACAUUAAUGAAACAUUGGAUGCUGUUGAAGAUGAACCAGAAACUGAAACAUGAUCUUUCAUUCCUGACUGGUUUCAUAAGAGAUUUCCAGGGACUUUGUUAAACGAGCUUAGUGCCAACUGCGAUGUGAGACUGGGAAUCCUUCCCAUCCAAUGGCCAGAAAGUGUCAUUUAAACAGAUAGAUUUAACUGUUUUUUCAUUGUUGUAAACUUGGAUGGAUAAUCAGUGGAUAUUAGUUAAUCUUUCAAUAAACAGAAGUUCAUUUCAUGGUCUA
Lathyrus oleraceus (garden pea) is the source of this 1471-nucleotide messenger RNA. RefSeq names its product microtubule-associated protein RP/EB family member 1A. Lineage: Eukaryota; Viridiplantae; Streptophyta; Magnoliopsida; Fabales; Fabaceae. The coding region runs from base 424 to 1251 and encodes 275 amino acids. The record is from RefSeq and is a predicted model, not a curated record. Gene Ontology annotation, molecular function: microtubule binding. The transcript is spliced from 8 exons.